Mycena citricolor is the source of this 795-nucleotide messenger RNA. The record is from the annotation of a GenBank genome assembly. Lineage: Eukaryota; Fungi; Basidiomycota; Agaricomycetes; Agaricales; Mycenaceae.
AUGCCUCGAGCCACUACACACCCACGGCACUCGGAAGAAGUGAAGAACCAGUUUGUCGGGGCCAUGGUUGCUCAGCCCAACUUGAAGAACCAUUCUGCAGCGUUUGGAAUCCCCUACCACACCGCGCGAAAGAUCUGGAAGAAGUAUAAGGAACGUGGAACAGUUGAAAACAUACCUUCCAGUGGCCAUCCGAGGACUGUCACCCCUCAGGUCGCGCGCAAAGUCAAGAAGUUGGCGCGAGAUCACUGCCGGAUGCCAUUCGAGGAAGUCGGCAAUCAGAUCAGCCCGCCAAUCAGUGCUCGGAGUGUUGGCAGGGUUUUAGAGGCCGAGGGGAUGCAUCGUCGCGUUGCUAGGGUGGUCCCGUACUUGACAGAUGAACACAAGGCGGCUAGAUUGGCAUGGGCAAAGGCUUGCGCGAAGAACACGGAUCGGCAGUGGGCAAGUGUCAUCUGGAGUGAUGAAUGUUACAUUCAUCUUGAGAGCGGCGGAGGUCGGGUUUGGGUCACGCAAACCAGCGAGGAGACUUACCAUGAAGAUUGCCUCGUUCCGCGGUUCAAGCAGUCCCCUGUCCGCGUCAUGGUCUGGGGGUGCAUUGCCCAAAACUGGAAGGGGCCGCUGAUUGUCCUCAAGUAUCCCGGUGGACCCGGCGGAGGUAUGACGGCUGAUCGUUACCAGCAACAGGUGCUGCGGACUGUGCUCGAAGACUCUCUUGCCAAUGUGAAGAAGCAGCGAGGGGGGAGGGCACGCGUGGAGUUUCAGCAACACCUCAGUUACCACUGCCAACCCCCCGUAUAG